AUGGCAGCCGCCGCCCCUGCCCCAGCCGCUGGAGGGCCUGCGGCGCCACGACCGCCCGCCCCGGUGCACAAGAGCACCGCCAUUAUCCCCGGUUGGUCGCGGCCGCUGUCAAGCCAGGCGCUGACGAUCGAGUGCCAGAAGAUCACGCAGCCCAGCCGCAGUGCCGCCCCAAAGGAAUGCUACGGCGUGAUGGAGCUGGAGGUCAUGAAGUUUGUGGCUUACUGCGGCGGCCUCACAAUCAAGCUGCGCGUGGACGAUCUGCAGCACGGCCCUGUCGACAGUCUGACCUGGGGCCUGGCAGCCCUGCGGCCCUGCCCGGCGCUGGCCAACACCAACGUCGUCGUGCACCCUGCCGGUGCCGGCGGCGGGAGCAGCGCCUCGCCUGUGCCAGGCAGCCCAACGCGCACAGCGGCAAACGCCAGUGGCAGGGCCAGCAGCAGCAGCCCCCUGCCCAUGGGAUCUUUUGGCGCCGCGGCGGCCGGCCCUCACGGCCCCAACAAGGCCAGCCCCGUGACGGCAAUGAGCGUGGACAAUCCGUCGCGCAAGGCGCUCUAUGCCAUUUGCGCCACUGCGUGCGUGGCGCGCCCUGCGCGCGGCGACAUCCUGUCCAUGGACCUGUCCCCCAAGGAGGACGGUCAGCCAGUCAUCAUGGUGACCCUCGCGCACAAUGACACGCCGCUGAUGCGCGCGGCGCUGCCGUGCGCGAGCAUUGCGGCGCUGCAGAUGUACCCCUUCAUCACGGCGCAGCCCGGCAUGGUGGUGUCGCUGCACGAGGCGCUCACGCCCAGCCCGCUGUUCACGUGGUACUCGCCCACCAGCGCCACCGCCGACAUCCAGAUGGCGGACCUCGACACAUGCGUCAAGUACAACACCACCGCGGCCACCAACGCGGCCGGCGUUGGCGAGUUCCACGGGUCCACCACCUUCACAGGCGGCCGCCACCGCUGGACGGUGCAGCUGGACAACAUGGGGCCGCACCCAGGCCACGUGUUCGUGGGCCUCGUCAGCUCGGAGCACACCCAGGCGCCCAGCAGCAGCAUCCUGGCUGCAUCGCUGCCACAGGCGCUCGCGGGUCGCGCUCUUGGCGCGGCGCAGCAGCAGGCGGCCCCGGGCGCAUCCCCCUCAGCAGCCAGCGGCGGUGGCGGCGGUGGCAGCGGCACAGCGGCCGUCCCAGCUGCGGCAGCGGCUGCAGCUGCAGCCGCUGCUGUGGCUCAGUCACCAAUUUUGCCGUUUGGUGCGCAGGCGGCUGCAGCACCUGCAGCGAGCGCCACCGAUGCCGUCGCUGACGUGCCCCGCGGCAAGUGGGGCGUGUGGGUGAAGCUGCCGGGCAGCGCCGGGGUCACGGCGGCCUCAAGCGCACCGCCGCCGCAUGACGGCUGCGUUCAGGUGGUCGAGAGCAGCAGCAACCACUGCUGCAUCACGGUGGACCUGGACCUGAUCGGCGGCUACGCCAAAUUCUUCCGCAACGGCCACCUGCUGGGCAGCGCGUUUACCGGGCUGGUGGCGCCCAUCUCGCCCGCGCUGGCCUUCCUGCAGGGAGCCAACCAGCACCUGCAGGCGGGGCUGGUCAACAUCACCAAGCUGCAGCAGCUUGACCUGGAGUGGAAUGCGGAGGCCUGCAGCGGCGACCUGCGCAUCAGCGGGCGCUCGGUGCAGAAGGUGUCUGAGGUGUUUGGCGACUACUCCACGGUGCUGGCCAACCAGGGCUUCAUCUCGGGGGUGCACCUGUGGCUGGUCAAGGUCAACCACCUCAGCGAGCCGGACAGCAUCUUCAUCGGCGUCUGCAGGGGGUGCAUGCCGCUGGACCAGGACCCGCAGGACCUGCGUGACCGCACCUACUACCUCAGCAACGGCGUCAUCCGCGUGGGCGGCCGGCGCGUGGCAACCAGCAAUGCCAACUUCACAAAGGGCGACAUCGUGGGUGUCGUGCUGGACGCAGACCAGGGCGAGAUUGUGUUCUUGCGCAAUGGCAUCGAACAGGGCCGAGCGCGCGGCAUCCGUGGCCGGCUCUACCCCUUUGUGUCGAUGGACAGUGAGCUGGACCAGAUCACACUGCUGGGCUCCUACACGCUGCCGCUCAACCGCACGCCGCGCACCCUCGCGGACAUGGAGUGGGACACCGUGGGCCGCGGCGCUGACCUGGAGCUGUCCUCCAACUGCCUCACGGCCACCAAGAGCAGCAGCGCGGCCGCCUCCACUGUGACGGGCACCAUCCUGUACGCGGACCGCGGCUGCCACGAGUUCCACGUCAUCCUGGACAGCCUCGGGCCAGACGGCAUCUGGGUCGGCGUCGCGGCGCCCACCAUGGACACGGCCAAAUGCGUCGGCGACGCUGGCUGCGGCUGGGCGCUGCACAGCGACGGCGAUCGCCGCUUUGGCGGCCGCGAGGAGGAGUUCACAUCGGCAUUCAAAAACGGCGAUGUUCUGACGGUGGGCAUGGAUCUUGGGCGCGGCACACUGCGCUUCAGCCGUAACGGCGUCCACUUGGGGGAGGCUUUCACGGGCGUCACUGGGCCCCUGGUGGCGGCGGUCACGCUGGCCAGCGAGGAGAGCAAGGUGACCAUCCAGAACCGCCCCACUGUGCUCAACAUGGGGGAGUAUACGGGCGAGCUGCGCUGGGACGAGGUGCGUGCUGGGCGCGACCUGCACGUCAUCGACGGCCUCACUGUGACCAAGAUGAGCAACGAAGGCGGCGACUAUGCCACCGUACUGGGCACGCUGUGCGUUGCGAGCGGGCAGCACAGCUGGAACGUGUACGUGAACCACGUGGAAGACAGCAACCUCUUCAUUGGCGUCACAGUAGGCGGCCACGACCUCAACGCGGACCCCCAGGAGAUGAAGAGCCGCACCUACUACCUCUCCAAUGGCACCAUCCGCGUCGCAGGCAAGCUGGUCACGCGCUGCGCAGAGCCGUACGCGGAGGGCGACCUGGUGACAGUGCAGCUUGACAUGGACGCCACGUCGCGCCACAUCGCCUUUUACAAGAACGGCGUGCUGCAGGGUGCUGGAGAUGGCCUCCCUGAGGAGGUGUGGCCCUACAUCUCCCUGGACAACAUCAUGGACUCCAUCACCCUCCACAGCAGCAGCAUGUUCCUUGACCUCGCGCUCUCCCUCAAGUGGAACGCGCUCAGGGCCUCACCCUGGGCCAACAUCAGCGCAGACGGAAGCGUGGCCACGCUCAAGCCCGCCGCCGCGCUGGACAGCUUCCUGGGCCAGGCCACGGUCCUGGGGAUGCGCGAGUACUCCAAGACCGAGGUGCACAGCUGGGUGGUGCGCCUGGAGCAGCCCUCAGAUGGGCUAUCCACCAACUUCUUGGUGGGCGUGGCGCCAGCGGGCAUGGACCUCAACCACUCCAUCGGCCAGGAGGGCUGCGGCAUCGGGCUGGACUAUUACGGCUACAUCUACGUCAACGGCCGCUACUUCCACGUGUCAAACCUCAGCCAGUGGCAGGCAGUCGCCAAGCCCUGCCGCGGCAGCACUGCGCGCCACAAGGGCAAGGCGGGCCCCAUGUUCACCUUCCACGAGGGCCGCUGCGAGAUCACCCUCACGCUAGACCUCAAGGAGGGCACCCUGCGCUUCUCAUCCGGCGGCCACAGCAUCGGCACCAUCGCCAACGUCAAGGGGCCCCUGCACGCCGCGCUCACGCUCACCAGCCCGCGCCAGUCGGCGGUGCUGGCGCCCGGCCCCAUCGGCAAGAUGGAGCACACCGCGGAGGAGCUGGUCAACAUCCUCAAGGCCAAGGGCCACCUCAACAACCCGCGCGCGGAGGCCGCGAUGCUGCUGGUGCCCCGAGACCUCUUUGUGCCGCGCGAUCGCCACCGCGAGGCGUUCAGGGACCAGAAAGUGACGGUCCGCAUGCCGGAUGGCAGCACGCUCACCAUGCCGCCGCCCAGCGUAGUGGCGACCGCGCUGGAGGCGCUUGACUUGGCGCCCGGCCGCUCUUUCCUAGACGUUGGCUGCGGCAGCGGCUACGUAGCGGCGGUGGCCGCGAUGAUGGUGGGCCCCGGCAGCGCGGUGCACGGCAUCGAGUGCGUCGCCAGCCGCCUGGAGGGCGCGCGCGGCAACCUGCGGCGCCUGCGCGAGCGGCUGCCGUCCAGCAACCACCUUGUUGCCGCUGCGACGCCGGCGGCCGCCGCGGCCAGCAAUGCGGUCGAGGCGUUGUCGGGGGCUGUGCUGAGCCUGGGCAACGUGCUGGUGCCCGAGUGCACGGAGGGCGUGCAGUACGACGCGCUGUACUGCGACACCAGCGUCAGCGAGGAGGACCUGCCGACGUUCCUCAGCCUGCUGAAGCCCAGCGGCCGCGCCGUGGUGGUGCUGGAGGAGGAGCUGCUGCUGCUGACGCGCGGCGGCGGGGCUGACCCCCACAACUUUGUGCGGUCUGUCCUGGCCAAGGUGUCGGGAGACUUUGGGGAGCUGGAGGACCCCACGCCCUGGGAGGUGCAGGAGGCCAUCUCGCGCAUCAAGGCGCGGGAGCACAGGAAGGGGCUCGAGCAGGCCAAGGGCGAGGUUGGCCACCUGCGCAGCUUUGAGCUGCAGGAGCUGCAGCAGCGCAUGGCGGGCGCCAUGGCGCGCAUCGCGGAGCUCGAGGCCACGCUGCAGCGCGGCACCGCCAGCGCGGCUGGCGGGCGCGGCUCGGUGCCCGACGACACGCGCGCCGUCAUCCGCGACACCAAGGCGCACCGCCGCGUCACGCGCGGGUCGCCACAACCCGGCGCACGCAGCCCAGCUGGUGGAGGGCAGUGUGGAGACUUGGUGGAUGAGGAGGAUGAGCUCGCCGUCCUGGGUGGCGGCGGCAAGGCGGUCGCCGGCAACGGUGGCGGCACCAUGGCCGAGAAGCUGGCCGCGGCAGACAGCCUCAGCAGCGGCGGCAAGAUCGGCACCGCAGUGUACCCGGACCGCAGUGCAGGCGGCGCGGAGCUGCUGGCUGCGCUGGGCGUGCAGCAGCUGAGCGGGGCGGAAGUGACCAAGGUUGUGCGCGGAUCGACUGCGGUGCGCGUCGGCGACACCAACGUUUUUGCAGGCGCCUACAAGGGCACCCCCUGCCGCGUGUGGCGGCUCGCGCUGCCGCAGCCUGUCAGUGCCCUGGAGCUGCAGCGCGCCUGCAGCCGCUUCUGCUGCGCCCACCCCAACGUGGCGGCCAUCCUGGGGGCGUGCAUCCAGCCAGACGACGCAGCGACGCCGAUGGAUGAGGACAGCGGCGGGGAUGACAGCAGCGGUGAAGGCGGAAACGGCAGCGACGGUGGCGGCGGCGCUGAGGACCGAUUGUUGGAGGGCGGGUGCACGCUGUGGGUGGUGGAGGAGCGCCACGGCGACACCAGCCUGGCAGCGCGCCUCGAUCGCGGCUUGCUGUCGUGGCAGCACGCAGUGGCCAUAGCAGCGGACGCCGGCGCCGCGCUCGCCUACUUGCAGACGGUGCAGCGUCUUGCGCCCUGCGCGGGCCUGGACGACGGUGCACUUGCCUGCGACAGCCCCGCGCUCGCAGCGCCGCUGUCGCCCCUGGCAGUGGCGCAUAUGGUCGCGCCGUCGGCCAUGCAGCUGGCGGCUGGCAGCGGCGCCGCCAAGCUCAGCCUGGUGCCAGCCAUGCUGGCGCAGCUCGAGUUCAGCCUGGGCUUGGCACCAAUGGGCGCGCGCAUCUGCGAGGCGCAGGAGCAGCUGAUGCCCUACAUCCACCCCUCCCAAAUGUUUGGCAGCGGCGCGAGAACCGGCCCGCGGGCCGGCACCAGUGAAGCAGGGGCAGAGUGCGGCGGCGCGGCAGUGUUUGACCCGCUGUACGGCUUUGCGGUUGUCCUGCUGCAGCUGCUGACGGAGCAGCAGCCCACCGGCCUGCUGGGGACAGUGCGGCAGGCCCUGCGCGCGGGCACGCUGUUCAACCUCGUGCCCCGCACGCCAGCAGCAGGGCAGGAGGUGGUGUCUAUCGGCGAGGACAUGGCACGCAUGGCGCUGCGCUGCGCGGAGAGCGUCAGCGGCGGCGCGGCAGGGGGCACGGGCAGCAAGGGCAGCGGCAGCAUUGGCAGCAGCCAGGCCGAUGGUGGCAUUUUUGGCACGAGCCUGGAGCGUGACGUGCUGCCUGCGCUGGCCGCGCUCAAAACGCGGCUGGCUGCACUGGGCGCUGCGGCAGUGUCUUGGGAGGCGGUGGAGGAGCUGCUGCUGGUGCCCCUGGCGGCUCCCGGCUCCAUCCCCGGCGGCAGCGGGGGGCGGCGCUGGGUGCGCCAGGACUUCAAGGUGCGGCGGCGGCUGUUCAUCGAGGAGGCAGCCAAGCUGGCAGCGGAGGGCCCGAUCCACAAGAUUGAGGUGCGCCGCAGCCGCUGCUUCAAGGACAGCGUCAACACGUUCAGCGGCAAGGGCCAGAAUGUAUGGCGGCAGCCGCUCAAGGUGACGUUCAUCGGCGAGGCCGGCAUGGACAGCGGCGGCGUGACGCGCGAGUGGUUCUCGUGCAUCUGCUCAGCCCUGUCGCGCGGCAGCCUGGACCUCUUCUGGGCGGGGGGUCCCAACACGAACCAGCUCUACGUCAACCCGCUGUCGUCCAGCCCCAGCCACCUCAAGCGCUUCCACUUUGUGGGCAUGUUCAUGGCCAAGGCGCUGCUCGAGAGCGCGGCGCGCGCCAAGGAGCUGGGCCCCAUCUCCCUCAACCUGCGUUUCUGCGAGCCCUUCUGGAAGCUGAUGCUGGGCAUCCCCCUGAGCCUGCUGGACCUGCAGGCCCUCGACCCCACAGAGUUCAGGUCGCUGCUGCAGAUCCUGGAGCUUGACAUCGACGGCCUCAUAUUCGAGACCUUCGCCUGGAGCUUCACACACACGCGGCGCGGCGGCGGCGGCAAGGACGAGCCCGAGGUGCCUGCGCUGCCCAGCGGUGCGAGCCCCUUCAGCGGCGACAGCAGCACCAAGGUGGAGGCGAGCAUCCCGCUCAAGCCCGGCGGCAGCCACGUGCGCGUGACCAACGCCAACAAGCGCGAGUACGUGCUGCUGAAGGCCCAGAAGAUGCUGAUGGGCGCAGUGGAGACGCAGAUGAGCGCCGUCAUCGACGCCUUCCACUCCCUGGUGCCGCGCGAGCUGGUGGACAAGUACGGCUUCACGCCCCUGGAGCUGCAGCUGCUGGUCUGCGGGGAGCAGGCCAUCGACAUCAGUGACCUGCGCUCCAGCUGCAAGUACGAGGACGGCUACACAGGCAAGGAGGACCAGGUCCAGUGGUUCUGGGCCGCGGUGGAGUCCUUUGACGACGUACAGCGCCGCCAGCUGCUGCAGUUCUGGAGCGGCUCUGACGGCAUGCCCGUCGAGGGCUUUGCGUCCCUGGAGCCGGCGUUCCACAUUGUCAGCGUCGACCGCAUGUACGACCGCACCGACAGGACCGCGCGGCUGCCGGCAGCGCACACCUGCUUCCGUCAGCUGGACCUGCCGAGGUAUCGCAGCUAUGAGGAGCUGCGCGAGAAGGUGGUCACUGCAAUCACCAUGGGCCAGGGGUACAUGGCGCUGAGCUGA
This is a messenger RNA of Monoraphidium neglectum, 7473 nucleotides long. RefSeq names its product neural precursor cell expressed, developmentally down-regulated 4. Gene Ontology annotation, biological process: positive regulation of protein catabolic process; protein polyubiquitination; proteasome-mediated ubiquitin-dependent protein catabolic process. Lineage: Eukaryota; Viridiplantae; Chlorophyta; Chlorophyceae; Sphaeropleales; Selenastraceae. Bases 1 to 7473 code for a protein of 2490 amino acids. The transcript has 14 exons. The record is from RefSeq and is a predicted model, not a curated record. Gene Ontology annotation, molecular function: protein binding; ubiquitin-protein transferase activity.